AUGUGUCUCCUUCGUCAUUUCCUUUUUUCACUUCCCAUUUGGGUUCUUUGUCUCUCCUUCUUCUCCGUUGCUUCUGUGAUUAAAUCCGAAGAAUCUUCCAUCGUCUUCGCUUCUGGUAGUUCCCAAGAAAUCCCUCUUUCUCAGGCUUCUCCGCAAAUGGGAGCUCAAUCCCCAGGACCUCCAAUUGUUAAAGUGGUGUUUCGGGAGGACUUGAACAAGAAGAUUCUGAUUGCUCUGAUAGUCUCAUCAACUCUCCUCUGUGUCACAGUUCUGUUACUUCUGUACCUCUUGCUAUGGAGGUACAGAAAUCUGAAGAACAGCUUCUCUGGGAUCCAGCAAAAACCUGAUUCUGUGAAGAGUGUAGCUACGAAGCCUAUUGUACACAAGAUUGAUUCUGUGAGGAAAGGAACGAUCCCUGUGUAUGAUUACCAACUGCUGGAAUCUGCAACGAACAAGUUUAGCGAUAGUAAUGUGUUGAGCCGAGGUGGUCGUGGAUGUCUUUACAGAGCUUGUCUUGAUGAAAAGUCUUCUGUCACUGUGAAGAAACUUGAUGGUUGUGGGGAGACAGACAUUGAUAAACAGUUUGAGAAUGAGGUAGAUUGGUUGGCUAAGAUCAGACACCAGAACAUAAUUUCCCUAUUGGGGUUUUGUGUAUAUCGCCAAACCAGUUGUAUUGUGUAUGAGAUGAUGCAAAAUGGAUCUUUAGAGAGUCAGUUGCAUGGACCUAGUCAAGGUGCAGGAUUAACAUGGCAGCUUAGGAUGAAAAUCGCGGUUGAUAUAGCACGAGGAUUAGAGUAUCUUCAUGAGCAUUGCCAUCCUCCGGUAGUCCACAGAGAUUUGAAAUCGUCUAACAUCCUUCUUGACUCCGAUUUCAACGCAAAGAUAUCAGAUUUUGGGUUUGCAACAGUUUUGAUGACUCAGAACAAAAACCUGAAGAUUCCUGACAGAGCUUCCGAGUUUAUUCUUGAUGGGAAAGUUACAGACAAGAAUGAUGUCUACUCUUUUGGGGUGAUUCUUCUCGAACUUCUCCUCGGGAAGAAAUCAGUUGAGAAACCAUCGUCUGAGCCAGAAUCAGUCGUCACUUGGGCUGUACCUAAGCUCAGUGACAGAGCAAAUCUCCCCAACAUUUUGGAUCCUGCAAUCAAAGGAACCAUGGAUUUGAAGCAUCUCUAUCAGGUUGCGGCGGUUGCAGUGUUGUGUGUGCAGCCAGAGCCAAGUUACAGACCACUUAUAACCGAUGUCUUGCACUCACUCAUCCCUCUUUUACCGGUUGAUCUCGGCGGUUCAUUGCGAAUUCUAUAA
Messenger RNA from Microthlaspi erraticum, 1302 nucleotides. The record is from the annotation of a GenBank genome assembly. Lineage: Eukaryota; Viridiplantae; Streptophyta; Magnoliopsida; Brassicales; Brassicaceae.